GCUGGAGGGCAGCGGUGCAAUCACUGCUCAGUGCAGCAUCCACCUCCCAGCCUCCAUCCAUCCUCCUGCCUCAGCCUCUGGAAUAGCUGGGGUGCAGAUACGCCCCAGCCCGAACAGGGUCUCACUAGGUUGCCUGGGCUCUUUCGUUUUGUUUGUUGGUUGGUUGGUUGGUUGGUUGGUUGGUUUCGAGACGGGGCUCCGGCUCUGCAGCCGGGGCUGCAGUGCAAUGGCGAGAUCUCACUUCACCUCACUGCGGCCUUCUGGGCUCCGGCGAUCCUCCCAGUGUGUCCGGCCUGACGACAGCCUUCAGAGAAAGAAGCAGGGGGAGUUUUGCGGAGGACAGACAAGAUUUCUGGAGUUUGGAAAGGGUGAGAGAUUGGGUCAGCAAAAGGAACAUUCCGAUCUUUAUGUUGGGAUGCAAUUUGUAGAUACAGGGAUGAGACCCAAAAGAGCCGGCAGAGAUCUGUCGUCACGGUUGCAAGGCAACUGCCGGUGGCUGAUCCCGUAAACGAUGUGCAUACCUAGAACGGAGCCUACAGAUGGAGCCAGGUGGAGCCAGGCUCCAGCCUACAGGUGGAGCCACGAUGCUUGGACUCGAGUUCUGCUCCUGUGCGCUCCCUGAUAAAUGGCUUAUAUUACCUGCACCUCAGUUUUUCCUGGGCAAAACCGGAAGCGUGUUGCCGGUGCGUUGGCACUGCCUUCAAGUGCCAGCUACUCAGCGGGCUGAAGAGGAAGAAGUUCCUACUAGAAAGACACGUGGACACGUAUGUUGAUUUACAGUAGCAAAGACUUGGAACCAACUCGAAUGCCCAUCAACGAUAUAGGCUGGAUAAGGAAAACGUGGCACGUAUACACCAUGAAUUACUAGGCAGCCAUAAAAAAGGAUGAGUUCAUGUCCUUUGCAGGAACGUGGAUGAAGCUGGAAGGCAUCAUUCUCAGCAGACUGACACAGGAACCGAAACCCAAACACCGCAUGUUCUCACUCCUAAGUGGGAGUUGAACGGUGAGAACACAUGGACACAGGGAGGGGAACAUCACACACCGGGCCCUGACGGGGCGUGGGGUGCAAGGGGAGAGAGAGCGUUAGGACAAAUACCCAACGCAUGCAGGGCUUCAAACCUAGAUGACUGGUUGAUAGGUGCAGCAAAGCACCGUGGCACACGUACACCUAGGUUCCAAACCUGCACGUCCUGCACAUGUACCCCAGAACUUGGGGACAGAGAGAGAGUGAGAGAGAGAGAGAGAGAGAGAGAGAGAGAAAGCAAGGAAGGAAGGAAGAAGGAAGGAAGAAGGAAGGAAGAAGGAAGGAAGGAAGGAAGUUCAAUUCCGGGUGGAUCCCAUUCCCUUAAAAGGUCACCACCCCUCGACUGCCAAGCUGAGAUCUAACGGCCUCCAAAGGAGUAGUCAGUCGGGAGUAGUCAGUCGGCUGCGGGGGGUCGUACGUAGCCUUCCCAAAGCGCUGUAGUCACAGCGUAAACGGAAGCGUGCCGCAAGGCCUACCGUCUGCCGCCCGCAGGGGAGAAACCCCAUGGUACUCCAACGAGUAGUUAAGCCGGCGUAUCACAGAUGCUCGUGCGUGUCCAGCCGCCCCGCCGAUGCUCUCUCGCAACCUCUACUCUUAGCAAACAGCCUUGUAUCCCCGGUAGGGGGUGCACCGUUCCUGGAGGUACUGCAAUACCAGGUCGAUGCGUGGAGUGGACGGAGCAAGCUCCUAUUCCAUCUCCCUGCUCCAAAAAUCCAUUUAAUAUAUUGUCCUCGGAUAGAGGACGUAUCAGAUAUUAAACUGAUAAGAACAGAUACUACACUUGAUCUUAGCCAAAAGGCCGAGAAGCGAUACCGUCGGCUUCGCGCCCGCCGUCACCGUCCCACUCUCAUCCACAUUCAAGUCGCGGUGAGAGCCCCAGCCUCGCUCCUUGCCCCAUCCCCUCUGUCUCGUCCACCCCACUCUGGACGCCCUUACACACUCGGGUUCAUUUCUUAUUCUCCACCUUUGAAAAGGGAAAUCUUACACCCGUGCUUGCAUCCGGCGUUCCCGGGCUUUCAUUUCGAAUUUGCAUACCCCGCCCUUUCACGGAGGGCGCGGCCUCCGCGGUUGACUCCGCCCCCGGGGCCGCCUCUGCGUCGGGGAGCCGGGGCUCCGCUGGGGGCGACUUCCUUGUUUGUAUCCAGCCAGCGCAAAGACAGAACCGAAGGAGACUGGCGGCGAAGGCGAGAGGGGUCUGUGGAAGAGACCGCUCGGCGGAGAGCGGUCCACGUUUCCCUGGAGAAAGACGAGGUCCCAGGGCAGGAGCCCGGGCGGCGCCGGGCCUUUACUUCGUCACCAGCGGGCGGGGAGACCGGCCUGGUACCCGCCGGACGAGGGGCCCGUUCCGAGUCAGGGAAGCCGAAGGCCUGGAGGGGCUUCCGGGAGCAGGGGCUGGAGUUCCUCUGCCGGGCAGGAGGCUGACACCAGACACCCGGCAGAGGGAGGCGGCGCGUGGAUGGCGAGGGCCCGGCAAGGAUUCUCCCCAGCCCCUGUGCCUGCGUCUCCUGUGGCUUCUGUGCACGGACCGUGUCCUGUGCUGUGCAGGGAAAGCUGCCUCUCUGCUCGGGACGUGGAUUCCUUGCACCUCCUCCUCGCCUGGCUACUCCUGACGCAGGCUGUCAGGACUCCGCUUGGGUGUCACCCGUCCAGGAAGCCUCCCUUAAUUAAGGGCCCUCGGCACCCACCCCAUAUGUGACUAGCAGCCCUCCUAUGUAUUUCGUCGCACCCCCGUUGUGUAUAUCAACUAUUCCACUCACCACCCUUCUGGGCAAUCCUUUGUCUCCCGCUCUGAAAUCCCAUCGCUGAGGGCUGGGACCCCUCCUCAGUACUUAUCCCUGUUUCCCGGCGCUAGUCUGGUGCCUGGCGUGUGGAAGGCGCUCAGUAAACGUUUGUGGAGCGAAGAAACGACGCAAACGUGAUGAGCACGACAGCCCGAAACAGAGAAGACGCAGUCAGGAGGUUACUGGCCCCGCGCGGGGGUAAAGGGGGAAGGUCGGGCUCGGGGUGGCAGGACACCAGAGGGCAGGGGUGACUGCCGGGGUGCUCUUGGGGGAGGAUGGGCGUCAAGGCCCCCGGCAAGGUUGCGAUCAAGUUUCUCUCCGGGGCACAGACUGCCGCCUGCGGGGUCAGCGUUUACCUCUCCCUUCCUCCUUCCUAACCCAACUUCGGGGGAGAGCUGAGGGCUGAGGGCUUUAGGCGCAUUACCUCCAACAUUUAUUUCACUCGACGGCCCUUACUAUUAGCCACGGCCGGGGUUAGGGUGAGGCCACUCCUCCAGGGCGGAAUUUCAGGGGGUGCCCCCCCCCCCGCCCCAAACCCUUCGGCAAUCAAUACAAAUUAUAGUUCAACGCAAUAUAUCUUACCUUGUGGGCGGCAAGCCACCCAGGGGCCGAGGCCAGAGACUGAAGGCACAAGCUCUUCCAGUAUAACAAAGAAAAUAAUCAGAAUAAGAAAAGUUAUACCAGAAGUAGGAUACAGAUAUGACUAUACAUGACUAUUACUAAUCAUUAGUUUGCAGCAUUACUCUUUGUUCUAUUACUGUAAUAAUCUCUGUUCUGUUGUUUUAACCUAGGGAAAACCGGGCCAUAGAGAGUUAGCAGCUGGAGGGACACGGUGAGAGGUGAGCAGAAGACAAGAGUGUGAGCCCUGGGUCACGCCCGCAUAAGGGGCGCUUGAGGGCUCCUUGGUCUAGCGGUAACGCCAGUGCCUGGGAAGGCCCUCCUUACUUAGCAGACCUUGGUCUAGCGGUAGCGCCAGUGCCUGGGAAGGCACCCGUUACUUAGCAGACCUUGGUCUAGCGGUAGCGCCAGUGCCUGGGAAGGCACCCGUUACUUAGCAGACCUUGGUCUAGCGGUAGCGCCAGUGCCUGGGAAGGCACCCGUUACUUAGCAGACCUUGGUCUAGCGGUAGCGCCAGUGCCUGGGAAGGCACCCGUUACUUAGCACACCGGGAAAGGGAAUCUCCCUUUCUCCAGGGGAGAUGGAGAACACUCUGCUCCAGCACCUCUUGUGGGAGGCCUGACAUUAGCCAGGCCUGCCCUCUGACUUCCGGAGGCUGGACCGUCUCCCUGUGAUGCUGUGCUUCAUUCAGUGGUCACGCUCCUUGUUCACUUUCAUGUUGCGCCUGUACACCUGGCUCCUCCUUUUAAGUUCUCAGAAGAUAGCAGUAGCAGAAUUAGUAAAAGUACUAAAGUCUUUGAUCCUUCUGAUAAGUGCCUAGGAGAAAUGCUGACGUAUGCAUGCCGUCCUCCCUCUCCGCCUCGGCUACCACCAAGGGAAAGACCCCCUGUCCAGUGGACACGUGACUCGCGUGACCUCUCAAUCAUUUGAGAUGACUCACACCCCUUACCCUGCCCCCUUGCCUCGAAUACAAUACAUAGCAGCCCGUCCAGGCAUUCGGGGCCACUACCGGUCUCCGCGCUUGGUGGCAGUGGUCCCCUGGGCCCAGCUGUCUUUCAUCCUGUCUCUGUGUCUUGUGUCUUUAUUUCUACGAUCUCUCGUGUCCACACACGAAGAGAAGACCCACAGGCCCCGUAGCGCUGGACCCUACCUCUGGCACCCAACGAGGAUUUCUCUCUCGCUGUGUGAAGGUGCACUUUGAGCGCGGAACUCAGCGGAGGACUACCGACGACAGAUUCCUGAGGCUUGCGGUCAAUAAGCUUGGUGGUAAGCUUGGGCGCUCAGAGUAUCCCGGGGACACCAUGGGACAGGCCAGUACCAAGUACUCGGCUUAUUUAAAUGUUAUAAAAACUCUGCUUAAAGAAGGAGGUGUAAAAGUUUCUACUAAUACGUGAAUUAAACCAGUUCGAGGUCGUAGAUCUCCUUUACCCUUGGUUUGCUACUGAGGGAACUUUAGAACUCAAACAUUGGGAUGAAAUUGGCCGACAAUUUAAAAUUGCUCAUAAAGGGGGACGCGUUAUUCCGCCCACUAUUUGGCCAAUCUGGGCUUCGGUUCGCUGUGUCCUAGACUCCUUGCAGACUCGGGUGGACAACGUGGAGGCUGAUCCCUCUUUCCUCUCCUCUGAGGAGGUUGAGGAAAUUCUCAGUUCUCUUUCCCCUGAGGAUACUGCACAGAUUGAGGCCGUGAUUCUACAGACGGACCUCCAUUCUGACAUUCCUUGGGCCCCGCCACCCACACCAGAGCCUGCCGUGCCCCCAUCAUCGCUUUGUGAUGAACUUUCAGAUGAUGUCCUUGCCCCCAACCAGCAGAAUCCAACCGAAGUAUACUAUCCACAGCCGUCGUGGCCGGACCCUCCUAUCUUUCCUCAGCCCUGCUACAGGGCCCUCAACCUUCCAUCUACACAGCCCGGAAAUGAGGCUAUACAGCCUGAAAAACAGGCUCUAACCUACGUCUCUAUGCAGCCUGGUACAGAGGCUCUCAAUUCUCAGCCCGCGAAUGAGGCUCUCAACACUGUCUCUGUUCAGCCCUGCCGCAGGGCCCUCCACCUUCCGCCUGUUCAGCCCGCCAAUGAGGCUCUCAACACUGUCUCUGUUCAGCCCUGCCGCAGGGCUCUCCACCUUCCGCCUGUUCGGCCCGGUAACGGGGCCCUCAACCCUAUCCCUCCUCAACCUGGUUAUCCAUCUCUCACUUCUGCUUCUCCUUCGGAGUAUCAGGCUCGCUUGAAGCCUGUCCUGCAGGUACGGCCGGCAGCCUGGACUUCAGGCCCCUGAAAGACCUGCUCAGCAGGUACUCGCGCCUCCACCUGGCUUACAGGUUCUCAAUUCUUCCUCUAUUCAAAACCCUCGUUUCUUUUCUGCUUCUGGUCCGGUCACCACUGCGGUUGCCGCCGCCACCACCAUGGCCGCUCACGAGCAACAAAUCACAUACAUUCCUUAAAAUGAUACUCCUCUUAUGAGGGCCAUCUCUCAGGCAAGGGAAUGUGGGGACCCCGAAGCCUGGCAAUUUCCUGUAAUUUUACAACCUCCGACGCCGGCCGCCCCCGUCCCUGAGGCACAGGAUCAGCCACAGCCCGCUGAUCCUGCCCAGCGGGUGGCUCAGCCCGCGGCUCCUCAGGCUCCUCAAGCUCCGCAGCCUGACAGUCAGGCUCCUCAGGCAAAUCAGCAGGCUCCACAACUGCCUGCGGCGCAGCCAGUUCCAGGUAUACCUGCAGUCCAGGCAGUAGUCCAACCAGAUCCUCUUCCUCCAGGCCAGGUCCAGCUACGCCCUGCUUCUUGGGAAAGUUUUUCUUCUAAAUUCCUCAAAGAUUUCAAAGAAUCAGUGAAGCAAUAUAGGCACCAACUCCCCUUUUGUCCGGUCCACAUGAAAAGCCCUAGCAGAAGAUAAACAGCAGUUUGGUGCCUUAUGACUGGUAAAUUCUAGCAAAAUCAGUAUUAUCUAAAUCCCAGUAGUUGCAAUUCAGGACUUGGUGGGUCGAUGCUGUCCAGGAUCGAGUUCGGCUUAAUCAAGGCUCUAAGCCUCCUGUUAAUGUUGCAGCUGACCAGUUACUGGGAAUGGGACAAUGGCCUGCAACUGCAAAUCAAACUAAAAUGACGAGGUCAUUCAACAGCUUCGCAAAUGCUGCCUGUAUACUAAUAAUAGUGCACAGUGCACUUACACCAGUCCCUAACGAUGACAGGUUUCCCGCUCAACCAGAGGAAAAAGGUAUGCAGUUUAAUUUGUCAACUGGAUAUAAAUUCCCGCCAUUGUGCAUAGCAAUGUCACCUGGCUGCUUGGCUUUCUCUAAUCAAAAUUGGAUGUGGACCGUGCCAUCCUCCAGUAAUGAUUCCUAUGAAGUACAUAAUCUGUUCAGUAGUAAUUCUUUACAGAUCAUGACCUGUUGAACUUAAUUAAUCCUCAUGAGGAAUGGAGAGUUCCCGUCACCACCAAAAAGAAUACAGCAAAAGGACGGCCAGACUGUUCAAGAGAACCUACCAAGGGAACUUGUUUAGUGAACUCAAUUACAUGGAAUGACUGUAAUGCUCCAAAAGCCGUACGUAGUGUUACAAAGCCUAGUUACAGGAGCUGCUAUUGACUGGGCUCCAAGAGGGUAUUAUUGGCAAAACUACUCCGGCCAAAAUACCCAAUGCUCUGAGUUCAAUGAUUUGAUACAUCACGUACAAGACGGAUGGCAGUCCUGCAGGUUGAGGGAACGGGUGUCUCCUCACCCAUUCAAAUGGAUGGACUCAGGAAUCGUUCCUCCUAGACCAAAAACGAUUCAUCCUAUUGUUACCCCAGAACAUCCUGAAUUACGGAAAUUAGCUGCGGCCCCGACGGGAAUCAGACUGUGGGACGCUACCUGCCAAAUCUCUCCCACCAAUACCAAAAUACCCAUAUUUAAAGUCACUGCAAUGUCAGAAGAGGUAAUACCUAUCAGGAGCCUAUAAGGGAUAGCCCCCUUAUAUGCUGUUAGUUGGAAUUAUAAAUGUCACUGCCAAUAGACAAACUAUAGAAUGUGAUGAUUGCAAACUCUUCACGUGUAUUGGUGCCGCUUUUGAUCCCAGAACAAGUAUUCUCCUGGUGAGGGCUAGGGAGGGGGUAUGGACACCAGUCUCCUUACACCGUCCAUGGGAGUCUUCUCCCUCUCUUCACAUAGUCGAUGAAGUUCUUAAACGUACCCUUCAGACAACUAAGAGGUUCAUCUUUACUCUUACUGCAGUCAUUGCAGGCUUAAUUGCGGUUACUGCCACAGCAGCGGCCGCUGGACUUGCUAUCCACAAUUCUGUCCAGACCGCUCAAUAUGUGGAAGCGUGGCAGAAAAACUCCACUGGACUCUGGAAUUCUCAGGCUCAGGCUGAUCAAAAAUUGGCUAAUCAAAUUAAUGAUCUCCGCCAGAGUAUGAUAUGGCUGGGAGAUAGAGUUAUGAGUCUGGAACACCGCAUGCAAUUACAAUGUGAUUGGAAUACUUCUGAUUCUUACGUAAGGCCUUAUGCUUAUAAUAAAGAUCAGCAUAGCUGGAAAAAGUCAUGAGACUUAAAUUUAAAAGCCUGGGAUGAUAACUUAACGUUAGGUAUCUCAAAACUUAAAGAACAAAUUUUUGAGGACUCGCGGGCUCACUUAACUACCAUUCCUGGAUCAGAUCAGACACCUUUGAAGGAAUAACCAAAGGGUUAUCUGAUCUAAAUCCCUUUAAGCGGGUCAAACCCCUCAGAAGAUCACUGUUGUCUUUGGCAUUAUUAACAUCGGUAUGUUUAUGUUGGCUGCUUUUAGUCUGCAGAUGUCUCCGAGGAGUCCGAGGACAAGUCUGAAGUCAACGACAAGCAACGAUGGCAGUGACGAUCCUAGAAAAACCAGGCCAUACAGAGUUAGGAGCGGAAGGGACACAGCGAGAGGUGACCAGAAGACAAGAGCGUGAGCCCUCGGUCACGCCCAGAUAAAAGCCGCUUGAGGGCUCCUUGGUGUAGCGGUAGCGCCAGUGCCUGGGAAGGCACCCGUUACUUAGCAGACCGGGAAAGGGAAUCUCCGUUUCUCCAGGGGAGUUAGAGAACGCUCUGCUCCACCACCUCUUGUGGGAGGCCUGACAUUGGCCAGGCGUGCCCGCAGUCGUCCGGAGGCUUAAACGUCUCCCUGUGAUGCUGUGCUUCAGUGGUCACGCUCCUUGUUCGCUUUCAUGUUCCGCCUGUACACCUGGCUCCUCCUUUUGAGUUCUCAGAAGAGAGCAGUAGCAGAAUUAGUAAAAGGACUAAAGUCUUUGAUCUUUCUGAGAAGUGCAUAGAAGAAAUGCUGACGUUUGCUAUCCUCCCUCUCCACCUCGGCUACCACAAAGGGAAAGGCCCCCCUGUCCCGUGGACACGUGACUCGCGUGACCUACCAAUCAUCUGAGAUGACUCACACUCCUUACCCUGCCCCCUUGCCUUGAAUACAAUAAGUAGCAGCGCCCCGUCCAGGCACUGGGGGCCACUACGGUCUCCGCGCUUUGGUGGCAGUGGUCCCCCGGGCCCAGCUCUCUUUCUUCCUA
Molecule: messenger RNA, 8918 nt
Organism: Rhinopithecus roxellana (golden snub-nosed monkey)
Lineage: Eukaryota; Metazoa; Chordata; Mammalia; Primates; Cercopithecidae
Exons: 2
Coding region: 1529-2446 (305 amino acids)
Source: RefSeq, a predicted model, not a curated record